Molecule: messenger RNA, 1787 nt
Organism: Sesamum indicum (sesame)
Lineage: Eukaryota; Viridiplantae; Streptophyta; Magnoliopsida; Lamiales; Pedaliaceae
Product: integral membrane metal-binding family protein (DUF2296)
Biological process (GO): endoplasmic reticulum tubular network organization
Cellular component (GO): endoplasmic reticulum tubular network
Source: RefSeq, a predicted model, not a curated record
UAAUUUCUUUCAUGUAAAAGCAAUGAGAUGGGAAAACGUGCGUCGCACGUGCUUGUGCUGUUCCUGAAAAAGGUUCCGGGUUUUCUUCAUUAUUUGGAAAAGGCGCUGCUUUGAUUUUCUCAUCCCACAUUCCCCUCAUCAAUUUCAUUGCAAGGAUCUCGAAGCACAGCUGCGCAAUUCAAAACCCACAUCUCAGUUCGGUUUCUGUACCACCUCACCGACGCGGACCUGUUAUUAAUCCGUUCCCCUUUACAGGUCGCGAAUACUGUGAAGGAAGUCACCGUUGAGUUAUGAGCUGCUAAAAUCUCUGUUUCUAGUUGGUGCUUUGUGCAUGGUUACCAGAAUUGUGAGAAGAGAGGCAUGAACUGAGAAAUAACAGAUAUUUCUGAAAAGGAAAUGGCUGAAGAAACUAAGAAUGAUGUGAAAGAGACUGCUACAUCUACAGAUACUGAGAUUAAGAAGACAAAGAAGAAGAAAGGAGUGCUAUCAAGAUUGUGGGGUGCAAUAUUUGGUGUGCGUGGAGAUGAUUUUGAAAAGAGACUGCAACACAUAUCCAAGGAAGAGGCUCUUGUUCUUUCCAGAAUAUCAAGACGUUCCCAUAGUUGGCGGAGAAUAAAUCGGCAGCUGAUUAUCUUUUCAGUACUUCUUGAGGCAAUUGCUGUAGGUUAUGCUAUCAUGACUACGAGAUCUUUAGAAUUGAACUGGAAAAUGAGGGCAUUGCGCAUCUUACCAAUGUUUCUGCUGCCAGCAUUGUCUUCUAUUCUGUACUUCACACUUGCAAGCUUCACAAGGAUGUUUGACAGGAAAGACCACAAAACUCUGGAGAAGCUUCGAGCUGAAAGACAAGCAAAAAUAGAUGAACUGAAAGAGAAAACAAAUUACUACCUUACUCAACAACUAAUACAGAGGUAUGACCCCGAUCCAGCAGCCAAGGCCGCUGCUGCAACUGUGCUGGCUUCCAAGUUGGGUGCAGAUUCUGGUCUAAAGGUAUUUGUUGGAGAGGAGUCUAAGAGCAGUGCCCCUACUGGGAAGAGCAAUGAUGUGGAAGUUGCAAGGACUGGUGCACUACGAAAUAGGAAGGCUUCCGUUUCAAAAACUAGCGGUACCCAGUCUGCACCCACUCAUCAUCCUGAAGAAGGUAUGCUCGACCAUGUCCAAUCUGAGGCUGCGGAAAUGCCCCAGCAACAUCAGUUGGUUGUGGAACAUUACCCCCAAGGGGGUUUGGGUACACAAGAUGGAGGAUGGAUCGCUAGACUGGCUGCAUUACUUGUGGGAGAGGAUCCAACGCAAUCAUAUGCGCUUAUAUGUGGAAACUGCCAUAUGCAUAAUGGCCUUGCAAGGAGAGAAGAUUUUCCAUAUGUGACUUACUAUUGCCCACAUUGCCAUGCUUUGAACAGACCGAAGCAAUCUGGGGAGCAUGUUUCUGGUUCCAAUUCGCCAACUAUGACCUCGUCAACUGUGGAGGAUGGAGAUGCUGUACCAAGUGUGGGUGGAUCAGUAGGAUCUGCCAGCAAUAGUCCUGUAGCUGCUGCCGCCGCUGCUACUGCUGCUACUGCUGAGGGGGUUUCUGAAAGUUGAAGUUUACUGUCUUGUGGUGUCGAUUGAUAAAAUCAGUUGCCGACUGGAAAUGACUUUAAAAACAGUGAGAGGGUCCUGUUAUUUUAUACGACAAAAAAGUGUUGUAAGCAUAACUUUGACGCAAUAUCAUGAGAGUGUUUGCAGGGGUCUGUGUUUUUUGAAACUGAUGAGUUUAAAUGAUUUUUGAUGGAAGUGAUUAAAGAUAAAAA